Messenger RNA from Aptenodytes forsteri (emperor penguin), 4494 nucleotides. Its product is annotated as multiple epidermal growth factor-like domains protein 6. The transcript has 36 exons. NCBI's taxonomy places the organism in Eukaryota, Metazoa, Chordata, Aves, Sphenisciformes, Spheniscidae. The record is from RefSeq and is a predicted model, not a curated record. Gene Ontology annotation, molecular function: calcium ion binding; protein binding.
AUGAUUUGUCAGGUGUUUAUGGAUACUGUAUUUUUGCAAGAGAGCUGUUUGAUCAGUUCAAGGGCAAAUGUCUGUCCAGUGUUUGAGUUGGCAUUGGUAGGACACCAACAGCCAUGUGUUCAAGCCUUUAGUCGUACGGUCAAGAUGUGGAAACAAGGUUGCACGGGGAGGAGGUGGUGUAUGGGCUAUGAGAGAAGGUCUGGGUACUACACAGUUUACAAGCAGGUGUACAGAAUGGAGCGUCAGACUGUCUAUAAGUGCUGCCCUGGAUGGGUCCAACAUGACAACGAACCUGGCUGUUUGCACUUGCUGUGCACUGUUGGCACUUGCUUCAAUGGAGGGAAAUGUUCUGAAGCAGGAUCCCAGACAUGCCACUGUCCUGCAGGAUUUCAGGGUCCUCGCUGCCAGUAUGACGUAAAUGAGUGCACCACUGAGAAUGGUGGAUGUCACGACCAGUGCUGUAAUACCAUUGGCAGCUACCACUGCAAAUGUCCAGCUGGCCAGAAACUGGAGGAAGAUGGAAAGUCAUGUGGAGACGUGGACGAGUGUGCGGUGGUGAAUGGUGGCUGCCAGCAAGGCUGUGUCAACACACAUGGCUCCUUCCACUGCCAGUGCCGGGCGGGAUACAGGCUCCAUGCUGAUGGGCGCACUUGCAUAGCCAUCAAUUACUGCAGUGUUAACAAGGGGGGCUGUGAGCAGGAGUGCGUUCAGCUCAGUGAAGACCGAUACAAGUGCCAGUGCCAGCCAGGCUACCAGCUGAAGAGGGAUGCCAAAUCCUGUGAAGUGAUAGACCCCUGCACAAAUGGGAGUGGAGGAUGCUCACAAAUCUGUCAAAAUGAGAGAGGAAUUGCAAAAUGCAAGUGUCAUCCAGGGCAUUAUCUUUCUGCAAACAAAAAGUCCUGUUUAGACAUUGAUGAGUGUGCAGAAGGGAGAGCCAGGUGUGCUCAUCGUUGUGUGAACACUCUGGGAUCCUUCACCUGUGUCUGUAACCCCGGCUUCGAGCUGGGGGCCGAUGGAAAGCAGUGCUACCGCAUUGAAAUGGAAAUUAUCAAUAGCUGCCAGGACAACAAUGGUGGUUGCUCUCAUCACUGCGAGCACACGACUACGGGGCCGCGCUGCUCCUGCGACGACGGCUAUCGCCUCGAUUUUGAUGGCAAAACAUGCGCAGAGCUGGACGAGUGUGAGACUGGAGAGUCCUGCUGCUCCCAAUUCUGCAUCAACCAUGUGGGCGGCUACGAGUGUGCCUGCAAAGCUGGGUUCCAGCCGAACGCCGACGGCUGCGCCUGCGACGAUGUGGAUGAAUGUCAUCUUGAUAAUGGCAACUGUGACCAUUUCUGUGUUAAUUCUCUGGGGUCGUACGAAUGUGCAUGUAAGGAGGGUUACAGGCUUGGUGUUAACAGAUGGUCCUGCAUUGGUGGAGAGGAGAUGGAUGUGGAGGAGGCCGCAGGGUUCGCUGGGGCUCCGGGGCUGCAGUUCAGAGGUCCCCCCCAGCUCCUUCGCUACGCGCUUGGUUCUCUCUACGAGGAUGAAGACCUGCGAGGAGAGCUCACCCUGGUGCACAGGGUCGUUUGCCUUGAUAACACUUUUGGCAAUGACUGUAGCUUGAGCUGUGAGGAUUGUCUGAAUGGAGGCAGAUGUAACAGUGAACACAGUGGCUGUGUUUGCUCACCUGGGUGGACCGGCAUUAUCUGUAAUGCAACUUGCUCCCCCGGGACGUAUGGCAGAGGCUGUGCUAGCAUUUGCGAGUGCCAGAACGGAGGCUCCUGCGACCCUGUCACAGGGCAGUGCCGCUGCCCGCCCGGCGUGCACGGCAAGCUCUGUGAAGAUGGUUGCCCGAAAGGCCUCUUUGGGAAGAACUGUAACAAACCAUGCAACUGCGCCAACAACGGCUAUUGCCACAGACUCUAUGGAGCCUGUCUGUGUGACCCAGGGCUCUACGGGCGCUUCUGCCAUCUUACCUGUCCCAGGUGGGCCUUUGGAACUGGCUGCUCAGAGGAGUGUCAGUGCGUGAAAGAGCACACGCUGGAAUGCAACACGAGGAACGGGACUUGCACCUGCAAGCCUGGUUAUCAUGGCAAAAAGUGUCAGAAAGAGUGCACGCCUGGCUUUUAUGGGGCUGGUUGCAAACUGAGAUGCAACUGUCCUACUGAUGUUUUGUGUGAUCAUGAGACAGGAGUCUGCAAACAACCAUGUCCACCUGGGUUUCAUGGAGAAAAAUGCCAUUUAUCUUGUCAGCCUGGGAGCUUUGGGGUGAACUGCCAGCAGAGGUGCAGCUGUGGAGAAGCACCAUGCGAUCCGAAGACAGGGCAGUGUAUUUGCCCAGCUGGGAAGACUGGCACUACGUGUGAGCAAGAUUGCCCGGCUGGCCAGUGGGGACCAGACUGUCAGUCCUCCUGUGAGCCCUGCGCCAACGGGGGACAGUGCAACAGAGAAACUGGAGCCUGCGACUGUCCCCCUGGCUACACCGGGACAUCCUGCUCUGUGUGAUGCCCUGAGGGAAGCUUUGGCCUGAGCUGUAAGUACAGCUGUCAGUGCCAGAACGGAGCUGCCUGCGACCACGUGAGUGGAGCCUGUACUUGCGCGGCGGGCUGGACAGGAACAUUUUGUGGAAGAGCUUGUCCAGAUGGAUUCUUUGGGCUUGACUGCCACCAGGUGUGCAAGUGCAAGAAUGCUGCUGGCUGCGACCAUGUCCUGGGAACAUGCCGCUGCCUCCCCGGCUGGCUGGGAGAGACCUGCGAGCAGCCCUGCCAGCAGGACAGCUAUGGGCCAGGCUGCAGCCACGCUUGUCACUGUCACAACGGAGCGCUCUGUCAUCACGUAACUGGGACAUGCCUUUGUAGCCCAGGGUGGAAAGGAGCCACCUGCCAAGAAGCCUGUCCUCCUGGAUGGUAUGGUGCAAACUGUCUACAGCGCUGCAUUUGCCACGGCCAGGCGAUGUGUGACCAUGUGACGGGCAAGUGCCGGUGUCCCGAGGGUUGGACAGGGAUAGCAUGUGAGCUGGAGUGUGGGGACGGGAGGUACGGAGAGGGCUGUGAGCAGAACUGUAGCUGCCACCAUGGGGUUUGUGACCAGCACUCAGGGAAAUGCAUCUGCCGCACUGGCUGGACUGGGGACCGCUGUGAUGUUGUCUGCGCCCUGGGAUUUUUUGGCAAGCGAUGUGAGGAGCAAUGUGACUGUGUACAUGGCUUGUCCUGCCACCAUCAAACCGGAGUGUGUCACUGUGAAAAGGGAUGGCGAGGGAGGCACUGUGACAAACCUUGUUUGUCCGGCCACUACGGCGCAGGCUGUGCCCAGCGGUGCCGGUGUCCCGCGGGUACCCCCUGCCAUCACCUGACAGGCAAGUGCAGCUGUCCUCCAGGAUUCACCGGCUACGGCUGUGAGAAAACUUGUCCACCGGGCACGUAUGGUAAGAACUGUAACCGAGUAUGUCAGUGCUCUGCUGAGAAUGAGGAAUGUCACCCGGUGACUGGCCACUGUGCGUGCCGCCCGGGCUACUAUGGGACCCACUGCAACCUCCGGUGUCCAAAAGGUACUUAUGGUUCAAACUGCCAAAAACCCUGUAAAUGCAUGAAUGGAGGCCAUUGCGACCCUGCGUCGGGAACUUGUGAUUGCGCGCCUGGUUUCAUUGGAGCCGACUGUAGUAAAACUUGCCCUGAAAACCGAUAUGGGAAGGACUGCACCCUGUUCUGUGCAUGUGGUAAAGGUCAGUGUGACCCACAGACUGGCAAGUGUACCUGUCCUCCCGGCCAAAUGGGACCCAGCUGUCAGCAAGUGUGUCCCCAGGGACGAUAUGGCCCCAACUGCCACCUGACAUGUACCUGUCAGAAUGGUGGUAUCUGUGACCACGUGGAUGGCAACUGCACUUGUGGGCUCGGCUGGACAGGAAGAUGGUGUGAGAAAGAAUGUCUCCCAGGGAAGUACGGGUCUGGCUGCAGCUUGGACUGCUCGUGUCAGCACAACGGCACCUGCGACAGGUUCACGGGCUACUGCCAAUGCCCCGAGGGUUACUACGGCCACUCCUGUGAGCACAGGUGUCCCCUUGGAUUUUAUGGGCUAAGCUGUCUUCAUGCAUGUGCCUGUAAAAAUGGAGCGAGCUGCGAUGCAGUGACAGGACAGUGCAUUUGUCCUUUGGGUUAUCAAGGUGUCUACUGUGAGAAAGGCUGUGACAGGGGCUGGUUUGGAGAGAGGUGCCGGCGCCGGUGCAACUGUGGAGGAGCUCCUUGUGAUCCAGAGACUGGGAAGUGCCUUUGCCCACCUGGGAAGACUGGAGACAAAUGUGACAUUGAUUGCAGGUCAGACCAGUAUGGCCCCGACUGCUCCCUGCGAUGCCAGUGUGCCAGCAAAUCCCAGUGCAAUCCAUACAACGGGAACUGUGUAUGCCCAGCCAUGUGGAUGGGGCCAACCUGCAAAGAAGGCGGCCCUCCAAAGCUUCCUUUUUAUGAAGAACAAACUCAAGAAAGAGGGAAUAUUUUUCCAAAAGCUCUACAACAGUAA